Molecule: messenger RNA, 2030 nt
Organism: Sorex fumeus (smoky shrew)
Lineage: Eukaryota; Metazoa; Chordata; Mammalia; Eulipotyphla; Soricidae
Gene: SH3BP5
Product: SH3 domain binding protein 5
Exons: 9
Coding region: 76-1479 (467 amino acids)
Biological process (GO): negative regulation of protein tyrosine kinase activity; intracellular signal transduction
Cellular component (GO): cytoplasm
Molecular function (GO): protein kinase inhibitor activity
Source: RefSeq, a predicted model, not a curated record
UGCCGACGCCCCCCGCGCCCGCGCUCCGCGCCCCGCGCCCCGCGCCCCCGCGCCCCCGCGCCCGCGCCCUUCCGCAUGGACGCGGCGCCGAAGCGCAGCUGCUCCGAGGAGCCGGCCGAGCUGCUGCCGUCGGCCCAGGACCUGGAGGAGGUGGAGGACGAGGAGGAGGAGGAGGACGGGGAGGAGGAGGAGGAGGACGAGGAGGGGAUGGAGCCCGGGCUGGAGGAGGAGGAAGAGGUGGACCCCCGGAUCCAGGGAGAACUGGAGAAGUUAAAUCAAUCCACAGAUGAUAUCAACCGACGGGAGACUGAACUUGAGGAUGCACGGCAGAAGUUCCGCUCCGUGCUGGUGGAGGCCACAUUGAAGCUGGAUGAACUGGUGAAGAAAAUCGGCAAGGCCGUGGAGGACUCGAAGCCCUACUGGGAGGCACGAAGGGUGGCACGGCAGGCUCAGCUGGAAGCGCAAAAAGCCACGCAGGACUUCCAGAGGGCCACUGAGGUGCUCCGGGCCGCCAAGGAGACCAUCUCGCUGGCUGAGCAGCGGCUGCUGGAGGAUGACAAGCGGCAGUUCGACUCGGCCUGGCAAGAGAUGCUGAACCAUGCCACCCAGAGAGUCAUGGAGGCCGAGCAGACCAAGACACGGAGCGAGCUGGUACACAAGGAGACGGCGGCCAGAUAUAACGCGGCCAUGGGCCGCAUGCGGCAGCUGGAGAAGAAACUCAAGCGUGCCAUCAACAAAUCCAAGCCUUAUUUCGAACUCAAGGCAAAGUACUACGUGCAGCUGGAGCAACUGAAGAAGAACGUGGACGAGCUACAGGCCAAGCUGGCCUUGGCGAAAGGCGAGUACAAGACGGCCCUCAAGAACCUGGAGAUGAUCUCAGACGAGAUCCAUGAGCGCCGGCGCUCCAGUGCCAUGGGGCCUCGGGGCUGUGGCGUAGGCGCCGAGGGCAGCUUGGCCAUGGAGGGUCUCUCCGUGGGCAAGCCUGAGCCGGAUGCUGUUUCUGUGGCCUCCGAGGCUUUCGAGGAUGACGCCUGCAGCAACUUCUUGUCAGAAGAUGACUCGGAAACCCAGUCCGUGUCCAGCUUCAGCUCAGGACCCACGAGCCCCUCGGAGAUACCAGAGCAGUUCCCUGCGGCGGUCAGGCCGGGCAGCCUGGACCUGCCCAGCCCCGUGUCCCUGUCCGAGUUCGGCCUGAUGUUCCCCGUGCUGGGGCCCCGCAGCCAAUGCAGUGGGGCCUCAUCUCCGGAGUGUGAGGUCGAGCGAGGAGACCGGGCAGAGGGGGCAGAGAAUAAAAGGAGCGACAAAGCCAACAACAACAACAACCGGGGGCUCAGCAGCCGCACCGAUGGAGGCAAGAGCGAAGGCGGCGCGUCCCCGGAGGGCCAGACCUUGGAGAAGCGGAUGACGCAGCUGUCCCUGCAGUGCACCAAGGGAAGAGAGGCCAUCGCGGCCAACAGAGACGCAGUGCAGAUCGGUUGACCUCGCCGAGGCCCGAGUGCGUACCGCCCGUUUAUACGCCAAAACUGUGUGAGAACAUUGUGCCAAUAAUCAUUUUAACGUAUGCCAAAUCGUAAGCGCUGACCUCUCUCGAUUGCCCCCCACGGCGUGCGGUGACCUCGGAGGGCUGGGGAGUUUUCUCCCGGGUAGGCUGGUAGCUUUUCCCCGAGCAGAGGUGCUGCAAGGCAGGCUGUGGCCGGGGCCACGCCCUGCGUGCCCUCAGCCCCUGCCACGAGGUAUGGAAGCAAUAACUAGUUCCAACGCCAAGAACCCGGGCCAGCAAAAGGGGCUGGGAAACUGAGGCAAACUGGAGCCGGCAGCUUGCUUCUCUCUUCCCCUUCUCCUGCCCGCCCUCACCUCGUCUGGAAAUACGGAGGGGUGCGCUCCUUUCUGUGACACCCCGAGGGACCGAGAUGAAAUACUCUUGAUGGUCCAAGGGGCUUCUAAAAAGUGUAUGCUGGGAUACUCAUUAAAGGAAUUUUUCUAGGUUUCCAUGAACUGCACUUUGGGGGAUGGAACGAUGAAUGCCAGUG